Molecule: messenger RNA, 1455 nt
Organism: Annulohypoxylon truncatum
Lineage: Eukaryota; Fungi; Ascomycota; Sordariomycetes; Xylariales; Hypoxylaceae
Product: RNA-binding domain-containing protein
Exons: 1
Coding region: 90-1343 (417 amino acids)
Molecular function (GO): RNA binding
Source: RefSeq, a predicted model, not a curated record
ACCUUUCCAACGCACACAAAUUGAACGAGGACAUCCGUCAAUUCCGCGCAAACUCGUAAGGACGACGCAAGUUUAAUUCUCAAUUCACAAUGGCUACGGCUGUCGCGACAGAAAUGGAGCCGGAAAGUCCUUCCGUGGCUAACGAGACCCAUGAUUUAUCUAAGAAACGCAAGUCGCAAAUCGACGAGAUCGAAGUAGACCUCUCGCUCCCCGAGCCGCCGUCCAAGAAGGCAAAGCGUCUGCUUAAGAAGGGCAAGCCGUUACCCGUCAAGCCCAACAGUGACGACGAAGCAGAAUCCGAAGAUGGGCUCCCAAUUCCCAAGACCAAGGGCGAUGUCAAAGGUGCGAAGGGAGAUAAGAAGUCGCAACGCACUGAGCAUGGCGUAUGGAUUGGCAACCUUCCCUUUACCCUGACAAGGGUGGAGUUGUUCAAGUGGCUGGUGGAGAGCUCGGGGGGUGCUAUCAAGGAGGAGAACAUCACAAGAGUCAAUAUGCCCACGAGCAAAGAUACCGGUAGGGAUAGAAGAAACAGCAACUCUGACGAGCCAGCGAAGCGCCAGAAUAAGGGGUUUGCGUAUGUAGACUUUGACGCAGAAUCUGCAUCAGUUGCGGCGCUGGCACUUACAGAGACUGAAAUCAACGGACGCAAGCUAUUGAUCAAGGAUUCCAAGUCAUAUGAGGGACGCCCGAAGAAGGAAGCCUCUGGGGAGAAUGGAGAUGCAUCCUCUACUCCUAAUGGAGCGACAAAGAUAGAGAAGAACAAUCCAACCAGCAGAAAGAUUUACGUUGGUAACCUCUCGUUCCAAACCACUGAAGAUGACCUACGCGCACACUUUGACAAAUGCGGCGAAAUUGAGUGGAUCAAGGUCGCUACGUUCGAGGACAGCGGCAAGUGCAAAGGCUUCGGAUGGGUUAAGUUCAAGGAAGCCGAGUCCGCCUCAUGGGCCGUCAAAGGGUUUGUCAAGAUCAAGGAAGAGAUUGAGACCGAAGACGAUUUCCGCGAUGAUGAUGAGGAUGUCGCGGGAGAGAAGGAAAGGAAGUUCAAAAUGAGGAAGUGGUGGGUCAACCGGCUCAAGGGCCGUGAGCUGAAGAUCGAAUCGGCGGAGGAUGAUCAAGUCCGGUAUAAGAAGAGAUUCGGCAAGGAUGCGCCGGCGGGAAAGACGCAGGGGAAGAGGGAUUUUAAGCGGGAUUCGCGAACGAAUAAGACGGAGAAUGGAAACAGACCGGCGUUUGGUGAGAAGACCGAAGGUGCGGCGAAGACGGGAUACGGAGACGCGGCUACGGCGUCGUAUCUUACAGGCGCCGUCGUCAAACCCCAGGGCAAGAAGAUCACGUUCGAUUAGGGGACACGAAUUGAUUCCCAGGAUUUGUACAUACAUACCUACUCAUAGACGGCUCUAUGAUACCCAACAUUGACGGAAAUGAAAUAAGUCACAAUGUCUCUUAUUUGCGCGU